AAAAGAAAGGCAGUCAUGGCUCCUUGGAUGACGACCACAACGGAGCGAUAUGGCGUAGUAACAUGGAAUUUCAUUGGCCUUGGGGUGAAGCAGCUGUCUCUGGAGGUUGGGGACACAGUCCACAUCCAGGAGACCUGCGAUGGCUGGUAUAAAGGCUACCUAGUCAGGAACAAGGAUCGACAGGGAGCAUUCCCGGCCAGCAUAGUGCAGCUGAGGAAGGUCAUCAUUGAAAAGCAAGGGGACCAGGAGGUGGUGUUGUCAGCAGAGAUGCCCCUAGUGAAGGAGGUGACCACCACUCUGAGGGAGUGGGGAAGCAUCUGGAAACAACUCUAUGUGACCAAUAAGAAGAAGCGUGUGGUGCAGGUCCAACGGCUGAUGUGGGAUCUGAUGGAAUGGCGUUCCCAGCUCCUGUCUGGCACGCUGCCUAGCGACGAGUUCAAGGAGCUCAAACAGAAAGUCACCUCCAAAAUUGACUAUGGCAACAAGUAUGGCCCAUAGACUCUAACAGAACUACACUCUUAGAAUGAGUGGUGACUCGAGAAACCCUGGAGUUCCUCAAGGAACCAUUACUAUUCAAUGGAUAAUAUUUUCACCUUUGGUUACUUAAGGGGGUUCUUGGAAGAACAUGUAAUGGUUCAUUGUAGCAAUGGGUUCCUCUGGAGUGGAGGCAUGGCUUAGCAGGGGCAUGGCUUUAAGAUAUAUAUUUUUUUGGCCACCCGUUAGAGUAAAUGUCAUUCCUGUUCAUCUGUUCUGUUGUAUUGUCAUCACAUGUUAAGGUUGAACACUGACAGUUUUGUAGCUUCAGGGCGGUUACAUGCACACAGUAAUGC
Molecule: messenger RNA, 830 nt
Organism: Oncorhynchus mykiss (rainbow trout)
Lineage: Eukaryota; Metazoa; Chordata; Actinopteri; Salmoniformes; Salmonidae
Product: dedicator of cyto-kinesis 2
Biological process (GO): cell migration; small GTPase-mediated signal transduction; myoblast fusion
Cellular component (GO): plasma membrane; cytoplasm
Molecular function (GO): small GTPase binding; guanyl-nucleotide exchange factor activity
Source: RefSeq, marked provisional